This is a messenger RNA of Chelonus insularis, 1600 nucleotides long. Its product is annotated as acetylcholine receptor subunit beta-like 1. The record is from RefSeq and is a predicted model, not a curated record. Lineage: Eukaryota; Metazoa; Arthropoda; Insecta; Hymenoptera; Braconidae. Gene Ontology annotation, molecular function: transmembrane signaling receptor activity; acetylcholine-gated monoatomic cation-selective channel activity. Gene Ontology annotation, cellular component: synapse; plasma membrane; neuron projection. The transcript has 6 exons. Bases 1 to 1506 code for a protein of 501 amino acids. Gene Ontology annotation, biological process: chemical synaptic transmission; monoatomic ion transmembrane transport; regulation of membrane potential.
AUGUAUUUACAAUCAAAAUUUCUUCAAUUAUUUUUUAUUUCUGCAAUUUUUUGUAUUGGUUCGUGCUCAGAAGAUGAAGAAAGAUUGGUGGAAACUUUAUUCAAAGGAUAUAAUAAACUUAUCAGACCCUCUCGAAAUAUAACUGAGAAAGUUCAUGUAAAAUUUGGACUUGGAUUUAUACAACUUAUUAAUGUGAAUGAAAGAGAGCAGAUAAUGAAAUCUAAUGUUUGGCUGAGAUUUGAAUGGUUUGAUUAUCAACUACAAUGGGAUGAAACUGACUAUGGAGAUAUCAAAGUUCUGAGAUUGCCACCGGACAAAGUUUGGAAACCAGACAUAGUCUUAUUUAAUAAUGCUGAUGGUAAUUAUGAAGUUCGUUAUAAGAGCAACGUACUUAUUCAUCCAAACGGAGAAGUAUUAUGGGUUCCUCCUGCAAUUUAUCAGAGCUCAUGUACCAUUGAUGUAACAUAUUUUCCAUUUGAUGAACAGACUUGUGUAAUGAAAUUUAGUUCAUGGACUUUUAAUGGAGAUCAAGUGUCAUUGUCUCUUUACAAUAAUAAACAUUUUGUUGAUCUGUCAGACUAUGGAAUAAGUGGAACAUGGGAUAUUAUCAGUGUCCCUGCGUUUUUGAAUGUUUAUAGAACAGAAAAUCGCCCAACAGAAACUGACAUUACUUUUCAUAUUGUCAUUCGAAGGAAGACAAUAUUUUAUACAGUAAAUUUAAUUUUACCAACUGUACUAAUUUCCUUACUUUGUGUAUUGGAAUUUUAUUUACCAGCUGAAGCAGGAGAAAAAAUAACACUUGGGAUCAGUAUUCUUCUUUCUCUUGUCGUGUUCCUUCUGUUAGUCAGCAAGAUUCUGCCACCUACAUCACUGGUAGUUCCUCUUAUAGCAAAAUAUCUAUUAUUCACGUUUAUCAUGAAUGUUUCGAGUAUUUUGUCAGCCGUCGUUAUCAUCAACUGGAAUUUUCGAGGACCUCAAACUCACAGAAUGCCUGAAUCACUACGUACUAUAUUUUUAAAGUAUCUUCCAAAACUUUUACUGAUGCAACGACCGAAGAGAAUUCAAGUGAGAUGGAUGAGAGAUAUUCCAUCAUCAAAUCAGUUGCAAGACCCUCAUAAACCCUAUUGCGCUAUACAUAAUCCAAUAAAAGAAACAAUGGAAAUGGUUGAAUUUUAUCAACGAAAAUUACCAUCAUGCUCAGGUACAUCUCAAAAUUCUGUUGAAGCAGUAAACAGUUCGGAGGAAAAUGAUCCUAUUUUUUCACGCGAAAAAGUUUUAAAAGCCGCAAAAGCCAUAGAAUACAUCGCCGAACAUCUACGAAAUGAAGAUCUAUAUUUACAAACUCGCGAGGAUUGGAAAUUCAUGGCAAUGGUGAUCAAUCGUUUUCAGUUAUAUCUCUUUUUCAUAGUGACGACUUUCGGAACUGUGACCUUGAUGAUGCAUGCUCCUCACAUUUUCGAGCAUGUUGAUCAGGAGAAAAUAAAACAAAUUUACUACGGAAAAUGAGUAUAAUAAUAUAUGUAUUUUAUAAGAGUGAAUGCAAUUUAUAGACGUGGAUUAUUUGUCCAUAUUUAUAAUAUAUAAAACAAAAAAUUUAUAA